UCCACACUUCACCAGCUGGGGGCGGUAAUGUUAAAAAAAUAAUGCGGCAGCCUCGUCCAGAGAAGAAGAAAACAAACUGAAUGGCGGCGGCUCAGAUGAUCUUGCAGAUGUUCGAGGAGGAGGAACUCUUAAUCCUCAGCUUGCUGGCUAAAAGGCGACGGAAGAGACGGUGGUCAGUUCGUCCUCCCAACGAGGACAGGAGUGUCCUGGGAGAAUUCAGCGUCCUGGUGAAACCCAUGAGGACGCUGGACGAGGGGAUGCACUUCAGCUAUUUUGGGAUGUCUGCGCAUCGGUUCGACGACCUGCUCCGCCGGGUCGAGCCGUUCAUUCGCCACGACAGGACCCACAGCAGCCCGGUGGGUGUGCAGGAGAGGCUGGCGGUCACUCUGAGGCUGCUGGCGUCCGGAAGCAGCCAGAAAUGUGUCGCUGACAGCUACAAGCUGGGGGUGACCACCGUGUCCCGCAUCGUGUCUGAGAUGUGCUCGGCCAUCUGGCAGGCGCUGGAGGAGGACUAUGUGUCUCUGCCUAAAGGGACUGAAUGGACGGAUAUCGCACAGGACUUCUGGAGACUGUGGGACUUCCCUAACUGUGUGGGUUGUAUAGACGACAGACGCGUUAGCAUCAGGACAGGCAGUGACUCUGUCCACUGUAACGGCGCACAGUCCAUUGACUUGUUCGCCGCCUGUGACGCGCACCACCGGUUCACGGUGGUGGACAUUGCAUCAUAUGACUGUGAGAACGAGAGGAGGGUUUUCCGCAUCAGUCGCUUUGGGUCGAGACUCGUGCAGAAAACUCUGGAGCUCCCACAACCUGUGACCCUGCCCGGCUCCAGCACCAGGCUGCCCCAUGUCUUCCUGGGAGAUGCUGCCUUCCCUCUGCACGAGAACUUAAUGCGGCCAUACUCAGGUGUCAAUCUGGAUGAUGCUCAGAAGACCUACAACUGCCGCCACUCAAGGGCCCUGAGGGUCAUUGAAAACACUUUUGGCAUCUUGGUCGCACGCUGGAAGAUUCUGGGUAGGCCCAUUGAAUAUAACCCAGAAAAGGCUGUGGACGUCGUGAAGGCGUGUGUUGCCCUCCACAACAUGCUUGCACACAGUGAUGUUGCAGAUUCUCCAAUGUGCCGCCGCUACAUCCCACCCAACUUCACGGACAACACAGCGGCAUCGGGUGAACUCAUACCUGGUGAGUGGAGGAGCCUUGUGACAAGACACACUAACCUGAGAGACCCAGGGAGAGUCUGCUGCACACGUGCAUCCCAUGCUGCAAUUGCGGCGAGGAAUAACCUGAAAUCAUUUUUCCUAACAUCGCAAGGACUCUUAUCCAUGUAAUUCAGAGAGGUUCCCUGAACUGAAGUGGCCUUGUUGAUUGUGCAAUAAAAUAUUUAGCUAAAUUGUG
Paralichthys olivaceus (Japanese flounder) is the source of this 1395-nucleotide messenger RNA. NCBI's taxonomy places the organism in Eukaryota, Metazoa, Chordata, Actinopteri, Pleuronectiformes, Paralichthyidae. The record is from RefSeq and is a predicted model, not a curated record.